UUAUUUAUACGUAGGCAACUCUGUUCGACACAGCUGACAGAAAAGUAUAAUUCGGUUAUUGGACAAAAAUUUGCACCAAGAAUUGUUUUAAUUUACAAAACGAUUAAAUUAAAUUAAAAGCAGAAUUAUAAAAGAUGUUGUCGCAAUCAAUUUUAAGCGGUGUUCGAGUAUUGCGUGUGGAAAUUCGCCGCAAUAUUGGUAUCACUGCGCCAGCGCUUGAAAAAGUGGCCGAUCCUAUACAGAAAUUAUUUUUGGACAAAGUCCGUGAAUACAAACAGAAAAGCGCCGGUGGCAAGAUGGUUGACCCCUCCCCCGAAAUUGAAAAAGAAUUGAAAAACGAAUUGGAGCGCGUAGCCAAGCAAUAUGGCAGUGACGGGAAAACAGAUAUGACCAAAUUUCCCGAAUUCAAAUUUCCCGAUGUGAAGAUUGAUCCUAUAACCAAUUAGAUUAUAACCUUGCCAACUAUCCGUUAGCUAUCACUGCUGUGUUUUUUUUGUUUUUGCUUCAGAGAGCUGAAGC
Molecule: messenger RNA, 519 nt
Organism: Glossina fuscipes
Lineage: Eukaryota; Metazoa; Arthropoda; Insecta; Diptera; Glossinidae
Gene: ATPsynCF6
Product: ATP synthase-coupling factor 6, mitochondrial
Exons: 3
Coding region: 135-446 (103 amino acids)
Biological process (GO): proton motive force-driven ATP synthesis
Molecular function (GO): proton transmembrane transporter activity
Source: RefSeq, a predicted model, not a curated record